Molecule: messenger RNA, 252 nt
Organism: Colletotrichum abscissum
Lineage: Eukaryota; Fungi; Ascomycota; Sordariomycetes; Glomerellales; Glomerellaceae
Exons: 4
Coding region: 1-252 (83 amino acids)
Source: RefSeq, a predicted model, not a curated record
AUGCCGCCGCGCAAAAAGUAUGCCUUCCGCUGGACCUGCGGAGGCAUGACUGUAGUGACUGAUCCUUGCCGAGACGCCAUCAAAUGUCCCAUCAUCAUAGUCGAAGUGAUUAGAGCUGAUGGAAACAACACCGAUCUCAAGAACGGGAGAUUAACAAACAUGAAAUUACACCAAGUGAAAACAGCCUCAAGCUACCCUCUCUCACUUCAGCCCCCGGAUCACAAAACAGAAUCGGUUGGACCGACAGAGUAA